AUGAAGGCCUUCACCAUUGCCACCUUUCUCCUCUCGGCCUCGACUACAGUCCUGGCCGACUUUCUUCUUUACGACGGCGCCAUCGUCACCGAGGCAGCAGAACCCAUUGUGCAGACUCGCGCAGUGUCUCUUGACCAACGCGGCAACUGCGACGGCAUCGACAACUCGCCGGAGCUCGACGGCGCUGCCGGCGAGUACAGCUACCCGUGGCCGGAAGAGACCUUCAAGGUCGGGCUGUGCAACAUUUCAUUGCGCUUUAUCAAGAACGGCAACGACUACAACGUCUACGAUGACGGUACGGGAGGCCAAGUGGGCGUGUGCACCCGGGGCAGCAACGAGGUCAAGGCUUGUUUCUGGGGGUUCAUCUCGGCCGAGUACAAUGAGGCUUAUAUCUGCUCCGGCGCGUGCUAG
This is a messenger RNA of Microdochium trichocladiopsis, 411 nucleotides long. RefSeq lists its product as uncharacterized. Lineage: Eukaryota; Fungi; Ascomycota; Sordariomycetes; Xylariales; Microdochiaceae. The record is from RefSeq and is a predicted model, not a curated record. The transcript has a single exon. Bases 1 to 411 code for a protein of 136 amino acids.